Messenger RNA from Spinacia oleracea (spinach), 3134 nucleotides. RefSeq lists its product as uncharacterized. The transcript is spliced from 3 exons. Lineage: Eukaryota; Viridiplantae; Streptophyta; Magnoliopsida; Caryophyllales; Amaranthaceae. The record is from RefSeq and is a predicted model, not a curated record. Bases 688 to 2589 code for a protein of 633 amino acids.
CUCCUAUUCAUUCAAACAUUCAUUCAUUCAAAAGCAGCUACACAAGGAAUCUUCUGCCAAAAUAAUUCAAAAACCAAAGAUGAGGCAAGUCGUAUGUCCAAAAAAGGGAAUUUUGACAUUUCAUGCUGGCCAUUCACAAUUUUACAUGUCAUCUUCUCACAUGACAUUACACACUCAUCCUCCCACCACCAUCAUUUCCUUUCUUUCUUUCUCUUUCCUUUUCCUUCACCUUUACGCCCUCUAAAACGCCAGCUCUGAUCACGUUUUUUUCUCUCAAUUGUGUGUGAAUUUUGUCAUACCAACUUUCCUUUUUUCUCAUCAAUUCAUCAUUUUUUUCAACCUUCCUCAUUUUUUUCAACCUUCCUCAGAUUUUGAUCUAAUGACUCUUGUUUUCUUUACCUUAAUUUCUGAUUUUCAAGAAUACCCAGUUGCUCAAAUCUUCUAAAACUUACUAAAGUUGCCAUCUUUUGUACUCAAUUUGAGUUAAAUUAGCUUAAUUCUUCUUUUUGAUACAAAAUAAGGUCAAAUUUUGAUUCAACAUUUCAGAUUUUUGAACUUCAAUUCUCGUUCCCAUGAUAACCCAGUUCUUCUAUUUCCAAUUGGUUAAAUAUUUGUCAAUUUGAGUUCAGAAAUGGCUUAACUUGAGCAAUUUCAGGGCUCACGAUUUUCCGUGUAAUUUCCAAAAAGAUGGAAAGGUUAAUAGGUGAUGCAACAAACAUCAGGAAAAGGGGUUGUUCACCAUCUUCAUCAACAUCAUCUGUGAUCCAGCACUACAAAUAUAAAAGGGCAAUUUUGGCAAGAAAAAAAGGAUGUGGGGGCGGGGGAGGAGGAGGAGGGGGUGGAUCCACUACUCCAGUACCCACUUGGCGAAUGGUGGGGUCUAGGUCACCGUCGGUUGUUUUACGGGUAGCAGUCGCUUCGCCGCGGUAUCCGCCGAGCCUCUCAGGAAGGUCAAGGUCUGGGCAGGGGCAGGGGAACGGGCAACCACCUGUUUCUGCACGGAAAUUGGCGGCUACAUUGUGGGAGAUGAAUGAGAUGCCAUCGCCUAGAAUGAGGGAGGAGGAGGAGGGGUAUUUGAAGGAAAAGAGAGUUGGGAGGAGAGACAAAAUAAGGAGGUCUUGGAAUAAUUCAGGUUCUCUUCCUCCCCAUUUGUCUGAUCCUUCUCAUAGUCCUGUUUCUGAGAGAACGGAACGAUCUGGAAGAAGAGAAUCAACCAUAAGUAGGAGGCUAAAGAUCGAGCAGUUUGAUUCCGUUAGUAAUGCGAGUUUUAUGGAGAUAGAGACUAGAUCUCGAUGCCAGACCCCUUCUGGAUCAGCCGCUGGUGGGAGAAGCCGUUUGAAGGAUGUGAGUAAUGCUUUGACCACUUCUAAGGAGCUGCUGAAAAUCAUAAGUCGCAUGCGUGGUCAUGAUGGUCAACCUUCAUCGAGCAUGUCUCUCAUAUCUGCUUUACAUGCUGAGCUUGAGAGGGCGCGCUUACAGAUCAAUCAGUUGAUCCAGGAAGACCAAUCUGACAACAAAGAGAUCAAUUACCUUCUGAAACGUUUUGCAGAAGAAAAGGAAGCAUGGAAGAACAAAGAACAACAAGCAGUUGAGUCCAUAGCAGGAGAGCUCGAGGCUGAAAGGAAGCUUAGGAGACGACUUGAGAGCUUGAACAAAAAACUUGGUAAAGAACUUUCAGAGGCAAAGUUGUCAUUUGUAAAGGUGUCUAAGGAACUUCAGAGUGAGAAGAGAGCAAGAGGAAUUAUUGAACAAGUUUGUGAUGAGCUAGCUGGAAAUAUCGGUGAAGACAAAGCUGAAGUAGCAGAGUUUAAGAGAGAAUCAUUAAGAAUGCAAGAAGAGUUUCAAAAGGAAAGAGAAAUGCUUCAAAUAGCCGAGGCAUUGCGUGAGGAGAGAGCUCAAAUGAAACUCUCAGAUGCCAAGCUUCAGUUUGAGGAGAAAAAUGCAGCAGUUGAUAAGCUGAGAAAUGAGCUUGAAUCGUUCCUUAGAAGUAAUAAUAGUAAAGAAAAUGGGGUGUAUCAGAGAAGGGAUGUAGAUUUGGCCUUUUGUCGAAGUGAAGCUAAGGAGAGUGAUGAGGGAGAAGUAGAAAAUACAACUGACGAUGAUGGUGAAAGUGAUCUUCAUUCCAUAGAUUUGAAUAUUGAUGAUCCUUACAAGAGCAACUACAAGUUGACUAAUUCAUCCAUGACACCUAAGAAUCCGAAAAGACACUCAGUUGAUGAGCAACUCAAAGGGAGGAAAUCAAUAUUCAAUCAAGUAGCUAGAAGAAGCACUUCUUUACUUAGAAGUGUAUCUAAUAUUGUUGAAUGGGGCAAUGGCUCGAGUCAUGAAAUUGAUAAACAAAUUCCUAGAAAAAGUUGUGGGGAUGAGAUACAGAGGCAUAAAUCAGGGAAAGGUCCACGAGAUCAUGGUUUGCCUAGUUCUAGGUUUGGAUUGGAGAGAGAAUGUGCAAGUCCGUCUAGCCAACGUGGCCCUCCAUGGCCUUCACGGGAGCCAUGCAAUGUAGCACUGCAGAGACCUUUGACGAUGGAAGGGAAUGGAACUAGGGUAAGGCUUGAUGAAGGGCAUAACUCGAGGAGAUCAAGAAGAUGAUUUUAAUAUUUGGUUUUUUGAGGGUAAUGUCUUGUUUCCUGUGGUGGUAAACCUUUAUUUAAUUUUCGUUGUGGUUGCCAAUGUUACUUCCGCACUUUGGCUCUUUACUCCCUUGACCCCUUGCGACAAUGUGGGUUUUUGUAAAGUAGGAACUAUGUUUAAUUCUUUCUCCUUAAAGCAUCUCUUCUCUGUUUCCAGUGGAAGACUUGAUUAGUGCAAGAGUUGUUUGAAAAUUUGCUGAAAUCGUCAAAUUUACCAAUGUACAGAGUAUAUUUUAGAGAAGAUGGUUUUCCCUAUUGAGGUUGAUCUGUGUUCACUGUUCAGCCUUACUUUGCAUAGAAGUCUCACCGACAUACACAAAGACUUCCUCCAGGCGACAGCACCACAGCAGCUACAAAUGCUGUUUUCUGCUAGUUUGCAGCUUUGUGUAAUUUCCUAUCUUGUGUAAGUGUGUAACUUGCUUGAGAGAGAUAGUUUGAUCAUCCUCCAUUUCAUCUGUAAAAUGCAAUACGUACACUGUUACAAAACUGAUCAAUUCGCGUUUA